Molecule: messenger RNA, 897 nt
Organism: Rasamsonia emersonii CBS 393.64
Lineage: Eukaryota; Fungi; Ascomycota; Eurotiomycetes; Eurotiales; Trichocomaceae
Exons: 3
Coding region: 1-897 (298 amino acids)
Source: RefSeq, a predicted model, not a curated record
AUGCCUCCACCGCCAGUUACUCUCCCUGGCAUGAUGUUUACGUCCGGCGCAAGCAUGGGUCCCACUGGCUAUACCACUACUUCUGCGGGAGCAGGUAGCCGGGCAGACCGUGCGAUUGUCAUCGAUGAUGACGACGAUGUUGUUGAUGUGAUGCAGAUUGAUGCAUCCUCCUCGAGGCCUGGAGGAGGAUACAAUCUCUCUGAACGGCAGCAGCGGCUUUCUGCAAGCUAUGCCGCCGCGAUGGCCCAGGAGAAGAAAGUGAGGAGCAAACUCCGUGAGGAGAGACAUACAGCACAGUGCGUGCUCAUGGACCGGGAGCUUCUGAUGGUCCAUGCUUUGGCUGCACAUGAGACCAUCCCCCAAACCCGUCGACGCUUUCUCGCCCAGCUCAUCGCCCCCGACAAUCCCGCCGUCGCCGCAUCCAUCCGCGCUGACCGCCGUCUCGCCAUCCCUACCACCAGCGGCCCCUCCUCCUCGUCAUCAUUGUCAUCGUCAACCGUCCCCAUUAUUCCCCAGCCGAUAGUCGACGUCUACGAAGACGACGACGCGGGCUGGCGCCGCCCUCCCGGUUCGCCACCAGGAGGAGGAGGAGGAGGAGGAUCAUCAGGCCGGUCCUCAUCAAAGGGCAAAGGAAAAGGCAAGGGCAAAACGCCCGAGCGGAACCGCGAGCGUAGUAGUGCUAUUAGUGCCAAAGGCAGCAGGGAGAGGUGUGGGGACCACCAACAGCAGCAGCAGCAGCAGCGACAUCUCGAGCGCGAACGCCGACGACGAUGGAGCGGCGGCGGGCGGGAUCAUCGACACGAGCACGAGCAUAUCAAUCUGGAAUCGUCGGAUGUGGAUGUGGAUGUGGAUAUGGAUAUGACGGGAACGGGUACAGGAACGGGAACGGAUACCUAG